Messenger RNA from Phytophthora nicotianae INRA-310, 690 nucleotides. RefSeq lists its product as hypothetical. The record is from RefSeq and is a predicted model, not a curated record. The coding region runs from base 1 to 690 and encodes 229 amino acids. Lineage: Eukaryota; Oomycota; Peronosporomycetes; Peronosporales; Peronosporaceae. The transcript is spliced from 3 exons.
AUGGUCGCCGACAAUUGCAGCGUCAACCAGUACAUUGGUAGUCGUGAGGGUGGUCUACCUAUGGUAGGCUGCGCUUCACACAGGCUCAAUCUGGCUGUGACGGACUACCUAACCAGCUACGAGGCCCUACUGUCGAAAAUCCACGCUCUGAUGACUAAGCUCCGAAUUAUCAAGGGCGAGCCAUUCUUCGUCGAGUUACCGACCUGUCGCCCCUCCAUCGAUAUGAUACCAGGUGGUCGAGUACCUAUGCAAUGGUACAACGAAGUUCUUGCCGAUUUUGAGGGUGUCACCAAGACUCUACAGCGCUCUACCCUGACACUGUCUGGGGUUCGUCGACUUUUUCGACCUGGUGUGCCAACGAGGAAGGAGCAGCUCUCUGCUGCAGAGCGCGCUGAUUUCCGGCGCACUGGUCGAGACGUGACGGAGGAGACGUCUCCAACGCAGGCUGCACAGCUGUCGCUCGUUCAACAGGCCUUCAAGAAACGCAAAGUCUCGAAGCGCUCCUUGUAUGCCGACGUGGCGUUCAUACCGCCCACUUCGAACGAGUGUGAAAGGUUCUUUUCGUCGGUGAAGCUCGUGUACUCCGACCUCCGGAAGCGUUUGGAUGUUUCUACGCUUGAGGUGCUGAUGUUUCUCAUGUACAACAGCGAUUUGUGGGAUGUGUACACAAUUGAGUCGGCUAGAUUGUAA